AUGAUCAUCUCAUCGAUGUCAACUAGAACAGCAGCAACUGCCUGUCUUUUCUUGCUGGCCGUCUCAUUGGCCAAUGCCGCCAUCAUCAACAGGUCAGGUGAUGACGAGAACAACGUAGUCGACAUCGCCGAAAUGUCCAGCAUUAUUGAUGACGGCACUGAUGCCAAAGUUGUGGCGUUGUACGAUGUUCUAAAGGAAAUUCUCGUCGCACCAGCUGAGCCGAGUCAGCCAAUGGCCCCAAUCAGGAAGAGGACGUGCUACUUCAACGCGGGAAUGUCCCACAGCUGCGAUUACAACGAGGUGCUCAAAACGGUCGACGACGUCAACCACUGGAGCAGUGACUACACUCCGGGCAGGCGCCGGAAGCGUCAACCCAUCACCACACACCGUGGAAGGGCGCCAACACGUUGGCUUGGAUGAUGGACGCUCAACAUUUUGAAGAAAUCCCUCAUCCCCUCUCAGAAACAACUCGUCCCGACCUUGACACAAGCUUAAUCCUUUACAUUUUUAAAUACUUCCUUCUUCGUCGUUUCCCAUCUUCCACGAAAUCCGGAUAUCCAUCAGGUAUUUCUGCCCAACCCACAAAACUCAGAAGAAUUCCGGCCAAAUAAAUCUCAAGUUGAUUUUGAUGUUGUGCAACAUUUCGAUGCAACGUGAUUUAUUCGGAUGUCAAAACUCCUCUCGAAAAAAGCUUGAGAUCACUAUUAUGACAUCCCUUAUUUCAAUUGCAUGAAGAAAAAUCUAUUACUUGCUAUUAUUAUUUUUCCUUUUUUGAGCACAGUCAUUAUUCAUAAAUAAUUUAGCCCCUACAUGCAGUAGACUACAACAUCACAAUAAAUAAAUGGAAAGAAAAGGAGACAAUAAAUCCACUGUUUUCAUUUUGAAAACACGUCGACGACGCCCCGAUAUGGAAUGCUGCUGUCGUCCCUCGCUCUCGUCAUAGUGUUUCCAUCCGAUCCAACGUCCCUUUACACACACGUGCAUCCGUCGUGAGCAAAUCUGCAUACAUGAAAUAAUUCAUGCGUUGUUGUCUAUUGUUCCAGUAUAAUAGAAUUUUCAGUGUUUUCGAUUUUUUUUUGCUUUUCCAACUUUCGGUUUGCGAUUGUGAACAAUCCCGUUACAUCAACGUAGUACAACAAACUAUUACAAAGCGUUCCUUUCGUCUUGUUGUUGUAGACCCCAAAGAUGAAUAAAUCGAUGAUAAAAAGAUG
This is a messenger RNA of Daphnia magna, 1211 nucleotides long. RefSeq lists its product as uncharacterized. Lineage: Eukaryota; Metazoa; Arthropoda; Branchiopoda; Diplostraca; Daphniidae. The transcript is spliced from 4 exons. The coding region runs from base 1 to 420 and encodes 139 amino acids. The record is from RefSeq and is a predicted model, not a curated record.